This is a messenger RNA of Megalopta genalis, 7962 nucleotides long. Lineage: Eukaryota; Metazoa; Arthropoda; Insecta; Hymenoptera; Halictidae. The record is from RefSeq and is a predicted model, not a curated record.
GCGCGUCUGCUUCAGCCAGGAUGUCGAUGGCUCGCGUGGCGCGCCCUUCGGGGGGUGCCGAAGUGACUCCGGUGGCUCGUCUCGGUGGCUCGCCACGAUUGAUCGCGCGUCGUCGUCGUCCCUGAACCCGGCUCGAAAACACUUUCCAUUGCAAGGUCGCUCAACAAGUUCCGGCCGUGUAGGCGGCCGGCCGACGAUCGGGGCGGCCGCUAUAAAGAGAAACAGAGAUAAAGAGGGAGAGAGAGGGAGAGGCAGCUCGAGAGGGAAAGAGAGAGAGAUUAAUCGAAACACAACGCAGGAGGAACGAACGGCCGUACGAGCCCCUUCCGCGUUCGCGGGCGAGAGUUCGCACGCGCGCGACAGCCCGAGGAAAAAAAGGCCCGGAGCGGCCCGAAGCGUGGUGGAUGCUCGCCGCCGCGUGCACUCGUGCGGUGUGCAGCCGAAUGCACUGUGUGCUGGUGGAUGCACUGGCUGCUGUCUGCCGGGCUCCCGCGUGAACCCUCUUCAAGGCACGCACACGGCGUGCGCUGCCAAUCGCUAUCGUCCUCGGUAGUCGCAGUCGGACACAGAGGUCAGAGGUUACUUGUGUUCGCGCGUUCCCAGAGAGUAGUGGGUGGCCGACGGUUUCGGUUUUGGUGGUAAAGUGGCCUGGUCAGCGGCCGGGCAUGGGACCGCGGAGGUUCCGUAUGCCGGACACGAGGUGACGCGGGUCCGCUGCCGGCCGCCGCGAUCGGAUGUCCGCCGAGCGGGAGGGUAGGAGGGACCUAGAGCCGGUGGAUGAAAGUGAAAACGAAUUGGGGGAUGAGCCGAGGAUACGCUGCGUGGAGAACGGACGCCGAAAUCAAUGAUUAGCAGCCAAACAUUUCGUAAUUUUUCUUCAUGCAUGCAUUCUUCAAUCUACGCGGUGUAAAUGAACAAGUCGUUGGCCACCCUCUUUAGAAUUCCCCGACCGUGGAGCAAGAAGCUCGUAAAAGACAAAAGGGGGUUGGUAGCAUCGCAGGGGAAGCGUUGGGGAAGGCGAAGCGCGAGCCAGAGAGAGCAGAGGAACCGAGGGAGACAGCCAGGGAACAGAGAAGAGGAACAGACAGAUAAGAAAGAUGGGAGAGAGCUCGCCGGAUCUCAGCCUCCGGCUUCGCCGUGGCAGUUCCGACUCCAGGGACUCCUACUACAUGGACUUCGCACAGGGUAUCGACUCGGACAUCGAGGAGGUGACGCGUCCAGGAGACAACAACUCGGAUCCGAUGAUGGACAACCUCGAGGAGAACGGGAACGAUCUUCCGCCUCCGAUCGAGGACAUCACGACGAUCCCGGAAGAGGCGUCCGAGGAGCUGCGAGAGGAGGAGGAGGCCGCGGCCAUGGAGGCGGCCCUUCGAACACCCGAGGGUCCCAUAAUUAACACUGAAGCGGAGAAACCGGCGCUGCAGCACCCCACGUCCCAGCUCUCCACGCUCGCGCCGCAAGACUGGCCAGGACUGCCGGCCGCGCUGCCGUCGCCGGCUUCGCCGUCCGCGGUGAUCGUCUCGCCGGAAACGCUGUCUAGACACAGCAGCAGCUCACCCUCCCACACCCAUCAUCGGCAACCCCAGUUCGCCCUGGCCUUGCCAUGCUCCUCACAGCCGAUUUCCGCGGUCUGCUACCCGGUCCCGACCUUCCUCGAUGCCGCCGACGACCGGAAGUGGAAGAAGCUCGGGUGCGACGCCCUGGCGACGACGUUCAGCGCCCUGUACGGAAAGCUACUGGUCGUCAUGGGAAUCGCCUUUCCCAUGGCGGAAGUAAUAUCCACCUACAUCCCGCCGUCGUUCUACGAGGGGUUCUACCUGUACCUGUACUUCGGCAGUAUGAUCUUCCUCGUCUACACGUACGCCACGCUGUUACGAGACACGAAACCGAAGUCAAAGAAGCAAAAGGACGUGUGCGAUCUGGACUCGUCGAGAUCGUCGAGCGGCGCCGGCGGCGAUAGCGACGCGGCCGACGUCGCCUGUCCUCACAUCACCGCCGUUAGGCCAGCGCAACAUUAUGGCAGCUUCUACCUGAGAAUGGGAGCCGUUGCCUUUGGGAUCGGCUCGAUGAUCUACUCCGGGCUCGAGUUCGGACAGUACUUUGAGCUCGAGCAGAACACCAAGUGCCACAACAUUAUGCUGGCCCUGACGCCCGCGACCAGGAUGGCGUUCAUCUUCAUUCAGAUGUACUUUAUAUUUCUGAACAACGAGCAAAUGAAAGUUUAUCGUCAUCGGGUGAUCGCGCGUUUCGGACUGAUGCACAUGAUCGGCACGAAUCUGUCCGUCUGGCUGAAUGUCCUGGUCCAGGAAACAAAACACGAGAUACUGACGUUUUACAACCCGGAGAACGGCUCGUUGAGAAUCUCCCACAGAUUAGGUGGGAAGGGUAAUCUCCAUUUCGGCGGUCAUGUGUACUACCAUCAUGGCGGUCAGGUGAGGAUCCCAAGGGGACUGAAGGGACCCCAUCACAUGUUCGAGUGCAGGAGAACCAACAUAAUGGGGUCGUUGGUCCAAGAUGCCAGCCCGUUCCUCUUCCCCUGCACGAUCGAAUAUAGCCUAAUCUGCGCUGCCAUUCUGUAUGUGAUGUGGAAGAACAUUUCCAAGGCAGGGUUUACGCAGCCGAUGGUGCCGCCAGGAUCUAGGCAUCAUGCGCACGCUUACAGCUGCCAACAAUUUCUCGAGGCUAACGCUGUCUAUCUCCUCAGGAGAUCGCCACACCACUACAGCGUGGACUGCGCCAGAGCGCACAAGGGUCUCUUCGUGGGCAUCCUGAUCCUGGUGCUAACAAUCAUCUCCCUGAUUCUGUUCUUCGUGCUAAUCUCUCGACCGGAAUUAGUGGGAUUCGCUGUAACCGAAGUGAACAUCUGCGAGCUGACGUUGUACGGGAUGUCGACGAUGGCGACGCUGAUAGGGAUGUUCCAGAUGCGAAAGCUACGGUACGACGGCAGCAGAAACCUGGAACUGGACAACAUCCUCCUGGUUGCGGCCCAAACAGGGAUGUUCAUCUAUUCCACGUUCACGAUCAUCGGCGCGCAGUUCACGUUGGCCAAGCACACGGUGUUAGUAUUAGUGACUGCUUUGGCUAGUGUUCUGCAGACUACAUUCCAGACGAUCUUCAUUUUGGACGCUUCAAGAAGAUCGGUAGCAACCGCGAAGCAGAUCCGGAAGAAGCCUGGCAGAGAGAUCGUGACGUUCUUGUUGGUGACCAAUCUGGCAAUGUGGGCGAUCAACACACUGGAGAAGUCGCGUGCAGAAUCGCAUCCGGUGCAGUUGCACUUCUACGGUCUGUGGGCCUGGACGAUCAUCACGCACGUAUCCAUGCCACUGGCGAUCUUCUACAGGUUCCACAGUACCGUCUGCCUCUGCGAGGUCUGGAAACGGGCGUAUAAGGUCAAACCGACCUACAUGUGACGCAAGGGGUCGCGCGACAUCGUGUGCAACGCCGAGGCUCCUCAGAGACCGACCACCUUGCCGGCCAGGCUGGACGCUAUUGUCGAGAACGACCCCGUUUACUUCAUGUAAGCGGAGGUGUCAUCCGAUCGGCGAAUCCUCGGCUCGUCCAGGAUUCCAGGAGACACCGCAAUCCAGUUAAAUACGUUGCGCGUGGUUUGGACGCUCUAGGAGAGCAGCUUCAGCUACCGUUAAGGGAUGGGCACUAACCUGAGAUGCUCCAGCUGCAUUGGAACUCGAUCGUCAUCGCAUAGGGGUGAUUCUUAGAUCGUCCAAUGUUCCAAAAGACAACUCAGAGUGUUUGGAUGUGUCGUACGCGUUUCAAACGCUUCCGGAGAGGAGCUCUAUCAACCGUUAAGGGGUGAGAGCCACCCUGAGGUGCUCUAGGUAGAUUAUCGUGAUCGAUGGACGAUUCUUAGGUGGGCCAGGGUUCCAGGAGACAUUUUAGAAUGUUUAAAUGUGUCAUGCGUGUUUUAGACGCUUUUAUAAGAGGAGAUCUAGCUAUUGUUAGGGGAUGCUAGACAUCCCGAGUUGCACUAGCUCGUUUGGAACUCGAUUCUUGUCAUCGACGAAAGAUGUUCAGGCGGUCCACGGUCCCAGAAGAUAUCUAAGAUCGUUUGAAUGUGACAUACAUGUUUUAGACGUUCUAGGAGAGGAACUCCAACUACCCUUAGUGGGUAAAAACCAGCCUGACUGCUCUAGUUACUUUGGAACUUGCUCACCAUCAUCUGAGGAUGAUUUCUAGGUUGUCCAAGAUUCCAAAUGACACCUGAUAUCGUUCGAAAGCGUCACGUACGCUUCAGACUCUCCCAGAAAAGAACUCUAGCUCCUGUUAGGGUGACGACAGCCUAUCCCACGUUAUUCUAGGCAGUUCGGAUCAGGUUUUUCGUCAGCAAUGGACGACUCUAAAUUCGUCCAGGAUUCCAGGAAUAAUCACGAAGCGCUCAAAAGUGUCUCACACAUUUAGAUACUUUUGGAGAGGAAUUCGAACAUCCUUUUAGAGGAUGGCGGCCUCUCCUACGUUACUCUAGGUAGUUCGGAACUUGUUUUAAGGUGUUUUAUCGUUGGAAAAACGGAAGUUUCGAGAGAUCGGUUUCCGGUUCUGAUGAUGAAGGUAGAGAUUGUCCAGCGAAUCGAUCCUGCGGUGUAUAUAGAUCGUCGAGAUUCGGGACUCGUCUGGGCGGUCGAUAUUGGACGCGCGCAAGGAGGCACAAUCGACGACGCACAAUUUUUGUAACCGCGGUUAGGCGUAGCCGGCUAGACGCUUAGUAUCGUCGAAGCAACAAGUCGUGUUCCUUCGAUUUCCUCGGGAACAAUUGAAUGACGGUCUCCCGGCGAUCGAGACAAGCAGACUCGACGUCAGCCUCGAUCGCAGCGUAAGACUGAGAGCCUGUUCUCGGUCCAGGCAGCCAGAAAACAAAACGAUUCGGUUUUCACGAUCUGUCCUUCGAUGUAACUCGAAUACUCUCAACGGACAUCCGUCUUCCACGUAGUACAAACUACAACUUAAAUAGCGUCUCUCUCGCGUCCAGGUUAGAUAGGUUUCGAUGGAGGAUCGAUGGAUAAUCGACCGAGGGAGGCGGACCGUCUUCGACAGUGCCUGGCUGGCCACCAAUAGAACUAUAUUGUUGCGCGUUCUCGUUAAAAUCUUCCUUAGCUGUGCACCGAUCAUCGAGAAAAUGUUAGAGGCGAUAGAUCCUAGUGCGAUAUAUCAUAGUUUGAUAGUAAAAAUCGAAAUUCCAAGGCUGGGGAAAAUAGCGUCCAGCGAACGUCCAUGCAUCCGUCGAGGCAGCCGCAGCUUAGAGGUCCGUCUCUCUCGAUUCUGCGUCGUAACGUCCAGCAAUCUAUUCGCCCUUCUGUCAUCGGGAAAACUCUCUGAAUUAAAUCAUAUCUAAGCCACAUGAUUUAAGUAGCUGGACGUUAACUGCGAGUACGCAUCGCGAAAUUUGUUUUAAAAGAAACCGCGAAUCGAUGCGCCUAGUAAUAUCGCCACUUCUGCAGUCCAGUGAUUUUUAUCCGAGAAGAAUUCAGUCCCAAAAUCAAACUAGAUCGUCCUAGGAUUGUGAGAAAGAUAAUGGUGCAUCGUUUCGUACACCCACAGACCCGUGAUCAUAGAAAUCAAAUAGAAAGGGCUGCGAUGGAAUUAUUAAAGGGUUCGUGGAACUGGGAUUUGUUUGGUAUUGAUCGAUAGAUUGUUAUACAAUUUCUGUUUUCUGACUGAACAUUGAUUAUGCUAAUACAAAGAUUUUUAAUGUGAUCAUAAUUUAUUCAUAUUUUUAGUAAAUGAAACAUAAAACAGUGAUCACUUUAGAUGUGUUCAUAGACAUCGUUAUUCUAUUUUCAAGCUAGUAAAUUUUAUAGAAGAAGAUUUUAUACUUCUUGGCUUUCUUUCAGUUCUAAAAUUUCUUGAAAUAAUUACUCGUAUUCAAAUGUACAAUAAUGAUUGUACUAAUAUUUUUUAAAGCAAACCUUAUCAGAAUGAUUGUACCACCUUCGAAUUACAUCCUCACAAUUAUUUGUGAUCGAGAAAUCGUUCGAUCGACAAGCUAUUGGAUUUGGUCAAAAUUGCUUUCACUCUUAUACUUUGUCUCGUUAAAUCCUUGUCUUAUAAGGAACGAUUGACAAUUCCAAUGCAGUCUGGGUAGGAGAAAAAUAGAAACGAACGAGAACGUGCGAGAGAUGAGGGGCUAACGUUCGAAGGAGGAACAGAGUACAACGGCGAAUCAUAUCAUUAAGCCUUAAUCCGUCGAAUGCGCUGUCCAAGCUCUGAUGAUUUCAAGCUGGCGAAACAGAAUGAUGAGAAACGAGAAAACGAAGACAGAUGGAGGGAUCAAAGUCAAUCGAGACGACCAGCUCGAGCGCGUUUCUUUUCCUUUCUACUCAAAAAAAAGAGAAAAACAGACAGUCCCUAGGGAAGUUUUCGGGGGUGUGAAAGGGCGGAGCCGAUCCGUAUUGUGCGAGUCGAAAGCUCGCGAGAAUGAUUCAAAAUGAGCGUGUGCCUGUGUGUCCUUUGUUCCGCGGUUGUUUUUUCGAGACGAUUGCAUGAUUGUAUGCGUGAGUGUCCCGCGGGAGAAACGAGCCAGACCAGAGAACGUUCCCUCUGUUCUCGUCUCGGUAGAGAGACACUUUUGUUCUAGUUAAUCGCGUGUUUCGUGCUAGACGCUUAUUCACGGUGCGUGAUCGAUAAUCGGAUCGAUCGUUCGCUACUUUUUUUUGUAAUAUAUAAUAUAGAGACUUCGAGGCGGCUGUAAAUACGUGAAAGAAUUUUAGAUCGAUAAGGCGGAGAAGCAGAAAAACAGAUGGAUCCUCUCGGUGUUUAGAGCUAGUUGUGUCGACAUGUUUCUUCCUAUAUUAUAUAUAAUAUAUACACAUAUAUAUACAAAUAUAAAUAUAUUUAUUAUUGCGUUGUUCUAUUCUAAUAUUUAUUGUAUUUAUCAGAUAUAGGAUUUACAAGCGACACGUUACGUUUAUUGAUCGGGGCUCGUGUCGAGAUCCUUAGCCCUCACUAUCACUUUCUGUCGUCUGCCACCUCUGCCACCUUCUCUCUCUGUUCUCCUUCGACCUUGAGAAAAUGAAGGGCAUCUCUGGAAAAUCCCACGAACCAACUCGAACACUUGUAACCAAAUUAGAGUUGAUCUAAUAAUUGUAAGAUCUUCGAUUUUAUUGUUCAUUAAAAGCCAUCUCGACCCUCUGAUGGUACCAUGCGAUCUCUCGCGACUCCAGUAACAUUUUCUGCAUACUGAUAUAUUGGACUAUAGUCUUAACUUGUUUACUCAAAAAUGUUAGUUUCGUAGUGAAGAUCCAAGUGUGGAUCCGAGGAUUCGUGGUACCAUUUCAGGGUUAAAUAAAAUUGCAGAGCACACACGUAUUUUAAAGAAAGAUAACGUGCUAGUGUAUCGAAACUAAAGUUUCCUACAUACACUUCGUAAAGACUGAAUCUUAAUAAAAUUGUAUUUUUACUAUUCUUCCAGCAAGCAGUGAUAAAUAUCGUAUUUUAUUGGAUCUCUGAUAUUAAUAUUAGAUGUAGAAAUAGAAAGAUCCGCAGAUCGAUGAGGAUAUUGCCAUUUUUAAAUUCUGAAUGUCUAUAUAAUGUUCUGACAGAGUGUCCAAAGUAGAAUAGUAAUUGUCUCGACGAAGAUGUUUCGCGCGAUUUACGCUACGGCGAAGUUUGUGGGGGUUUCUCUGAAGGUUUCUGUUGGUUCGUCGGACGCUCUGAUUUUCGCAUUUCAAUUUUCCCGACGUGUAAUGACGCAUUUAAUGAUCUCGCCACGAGUCUUAGCCGAAAUUGAAAGCGAACACGAGAUAGAAAACACACGAGGUAAGUCACGAUGUGCGCGGCUCGGGUUCGCGAGCCGAACGGACGUGCACACGACGCAUUACCACCUUUCUACGUCACGUCUCUGAACUGUACUUUUUCUAUGUCCGCAUACGCUAGUUCCUACGCAAUGUUUGUACUCUUAUACCCUUUGUACUAUUUGUACCUUACAAAUCGCAAUACACUCGUCCGCAAUAA